AAUGAACGUCUGACUGAAAACAAAGUUCUUGCUUUCUUAGAAGUUUCUCUCAUUUUCCAUCUUUUCAGGACUCUGGCCUACAAGAACCGCUAUGUUCGAGUUCCAGAUGGUCACUUCUGGAUCGAGGGAGAUCAUCACGGCCACAGUCUGGACAGCAACAGCUUUGGACCGGUGUCUGUGGGGCUGCUUCACGGUCGGGCCUCUCACAUCAUCUGGCCACCAAACCGCUGGCAGCGAAUCACAGCAUCGCUCCCUGCAAACCGAGGACCGCUGGACACCGAGGAAGAGGACUGACCACGCCCACAGAGUUUCUGUAUUUUUCUUAAAAUGUCAAAUUCACAGCAAGAGCCGCUCGCUGUGACCGUGUGAGUCAGAUUACUGCAUGGCUUUUAUAUAAACCGUGCUCAUUGUACACUCAGGUGGUGUUUUGUUCGUUUCACUGCAGACUUUUGUUUUUAAAUAUUUCUUUCUUGAACGCUGAAAAGACGACAAACUGAAGUCCUGUCCCCGAACUUCACAUUUUACAUGAAAAAUUAAAGCUUUUGUCUGUAAACCACCAAGAAUUUUAAGUUAAGUUUGUGGUAUUUUAUCAACUAAGCUAAUAAUCACUGGCAAAGUGAUGUGAUGGGCAAUUAAACUCAUUUGUAAUUUCCACCCUA
This is a messenger RNA of Maylandia zebra (zebra mbuna), 659 nucleotides long. Lineage: Eukaryota; Metazoa; Chordata; Actinopteri; Cichliformes; Cichlidae. The record is from RefSeq and is a predicted model, not a curated record.